Molecule: messenger RNA, 4690 nt
Organism: Oncorhynchus masou masou (cherry salmon)
Lineage: Eukaryota; Metazoa; Chordata; Actinopteri; Salmoniformes; Salmonidae
Product: gastrula zinc finger protein XlCGF17.1-like
Exons: 2
Coding region: 253-1260 (335 amino acids)
Biological process (GO): regulation of transcription by RNA polymerase II
Cellular component (GO): nucleus
Molecular function (GO): DNA-binding transcription factor activity, RNA polymerase II-specific
Source: RefSeq, a predicted model, not a curated record
GACGGUUCUUCAUAAACAGCUCUUCAACCACCUCGGUAGCUUGCUAGCCAACAUAGCCGAAAGAUUCCAUCUGUUUAUACGCUUUCGGCGUAUAUUAGCUAAUAUGUUUUAGACACACUUCUGUCGUAUCGACUUGUUAACCUAUUUCAUUUAAUAUUACGUAAUUUUUUAUUAGUCAGCUAUAGCAGCUGGCUGUGUAAGUUAGCACUAGCAUGGUCACUAAUGAUAGCGAGCUAGCUAACAUCUCCGAACAUGAGCUCCCUAAACUUCUCCCCUCCUGUUAAAGAAGAGGAAGUCUGCUGGACGGAGGAAGAGGGUCUGUGGCUGAACGUUGUCGUGAAAGAGGAGGAAGAGGAUGUCAAAAUACAAAAACAAGUAGAGGGUGAGGCUGUUACAGUGAAAGAAGAAGAGAAAGACUCGUUUAGAGUGAAAGAGGAGGAUGUUACAGUAAAAGAAGAGGAGGAUGCAGUUUUUGGAGUGAAGAAGGAAGGGGAGAUUACUGUCACAUUGAAAGAUGAAGAAGAGGAGAUAGGAUAUCUGAUUAACACCAGAAAGAGACGUGACUAUCUUGGAUCCUCUGGGGAGCCUCAACAACCUCAAGAUGCUGACGAGGCAGAGAAAGGUCUCUCCAGAUCUGAACUCCUCAAGAAGCACCAGCAGAGACCCACAGGGAAAAAAUCUCACUGCUGCUCUGACUGUGGGAAGAGAUUCACCUCCUCAGCAGGCAUUACAAUUCAUCAAAGAAUCCACACAGGAGAGAAACCUUAUAGCUGUGAUCAAUGUGGGAAGAGAUAUCUUACAUGUAGCAGUCUAACUAAACACCAGAGAACACACACAGGAGAGAAACUUUUUAGCUGCUCUGACUGUGGAAAGAGUUUUGUUUCUUCAGGAUGUUUAGAAUCACACCAGAGAACACACACAGGAGAGAAACCUUAUAGAUGUGAUCAAUGUGGGAAGAGUUUUGUUACUUCUAGCAGUCUGACUAAACACCAGAGAACACACACAGGAGAGAAACCUUAUAACUGUAAACAAUGUGGGAAGACUUUUAGUCAGUCAUUCAGCCUGAUAUCACACCAGAGAACACACACAGGAGAUAAACCUUAUAGCUGUGAUCAAUGUGGGAAGAGUUUUGUUACUUCUAGCAGUCUGACUAUACACCAGAGAACACACACAGGAGAGAAACCUUAUAGCUGUGAUCAAUGUGACAAGAGAUACUCUAGCAAAAGAUCUCUGAUCAAACAUCAGAAAAAACAUACAUGAAGGAGUUGUUUCACGAUAUCAAUUAAAUAAAAUCUCAAAAUGUAGAAUGUUUUAACAUUGUAGUAGGAGUAUUUUAAUGAAGUCAUAAUGUAGAACCCUAAACGUUUGCCCCCUGUUCAAUUGAUUUCAGCGUGAUAUGGAUAUUAGCCUCGGGAAAAAUCCAGGCUCUGAAAUGGAAGAGUACUAUUUAUGUGGUCUAAGAAAAAGUGACUAACAAAAAAAGAGUUGUGUUGCACUUACCACGUUGGCGACCCACUUGAAUCAAUAUGUAGCUAGCUGUUUUCUACAAGUUGUCUUCUAACCAGUGAUGUACACAUUAUUCGCAGAUUCCGUGUGGUUUUUGAGCUGUUAGUUUGAUGAGUGAUGACAAAUAAGUGUUCCAUUUCUCCAAAAUGUAGCUGACUGUCUUCUGCAGGUUGUCCUCUAACCAGUGAGGUAACAGAUAUCUCCCAUUUUCAUUUGUUUUUUUUAGCUGUGUUAGUUUCAACAGCACGUACAACCUGAUUUUCCCCUAAUCGAAAUCAGGGAUUUAUUGCUACUCGUCAAAACAACAGUGUUUCUGGUGCUUGUGUAAUAUGUAAUAUGAUUAUUGUGGCAGGUGUUUGUUUAUAUUGUACAUGUUAUGUUUAAGUUUUCAAUAUAUCACAAACUGUUUCUGCAUAUUUGUUAUUGUUUGGACACAUUAAAAGUGUGUUUUGACAUUGGGGCUAUCCCACCAAAAUAGCAAAAUGUUGUUGACCAAUAUACGUUAGGUUUUAGUUGAAAUUAUGUGAUUUUUGUCAAUGACUUUAAAACUUAAUUUCAACGUACUUGCAGCCUAUACACAUGGACGCAGAAUAAUAAAUUGGCCAAUAGUCCAUUUUAUUAACAAUCUUACAUCACUCCAGUAUUUCUUAACAAAAUGUGACGCUAAUUGUCUUCAAGGAAGUUAGUUGUUCAACUGAAUGCAUCUUCCACAUUUAACCCAACCCCUCUGAAUCAGAGAGGUGCUGGGGGUUGCCUUAAUCAACGUCCACGGCAAGUUAACUGCCUUGCUCAGAACGACAUAUUUUUACAUUGUCAGCUCCGGGAUUCAGAUCCAGCAACCUUUCGGUUACUGGCCCAAUGCUCUAACCACUAGGCUACCUGCCACUACUGAAGAAGCAUGUCUCAAAUCACCUACUCAUAUUUCAAACAUCCAGCCUGACAAAAGAUACAUGUUUUAUUAUUCCAUGCUGCACCAAACCAUGAGACGGUUGAGCUAACGUAGUCUAAUGCAAUUAGUGUACGGUUGUAAGUUACAAGAACAUUUCCCAGGACAUGGAUAUAUCUGAUAUUGUCAGAAAGCUUAAAUUAUUGUUAAUCUAACAGCAAUGUCCAAUUUACAGUAGCGAUUACUGUGAAAGAAUACCAUGCUAUUGUUUGAAGAGAGUGCAUAAUUUUGAACAUGAAAACAUAUUAAAAAACAUUAGACACAUUUUAGCAGUCUUGAUACAUUUUUACAGAGAUGCAAUGGUUCAUUGGAUCAGUCUAAAACGUUGCACAUACACUGCUGCCAUCUAGUGGACAAAAUCUAAAUUGCACCUGGGCUGGAAUAAUACAUUAUGGCCUUUCUCUUGCAUUUCAAAGAUGGUACAAAAAAAAUGACAAAAACAGUUGUUUGUUUCUUUGUAUUAUCUUUAACCAGAUCCUUUCUGUUAUAUUCUCCUACAUUCCUUUCACAUUUCCACAACUUUCAAAGUAUUUCCUUUCAAAUAGUACCACGAAUAUGCAUAUCCUUGCUUUAGGGCAUGAGCUUCAGACAGUUACAUUUUGGUAUGUCAUUUUAGGUGAAAAAAGGGGGAUGGGGCAUAUCCUAAGUGAAUUAUUGCCAAUACAUAUGAACAAAGGGGUGUACAUUUGGUGUUGAUAUUUUAUAUUUAGAAUUCAUGUAUAAUAUUUAGUAAUCAUGAUUAUUUAUGCAACUAACUUACAAUUUUUGGGGACAAAUUAUAUUGACAUUGUUGCCCUGCUUUUAGAAUAUCAGGGUUCAUUCUCAGAUGUGCCAACUCAAAUGUAAAAGAGCAUGACAUUGGGGACUGGGCCUCGAUCCAACAACAUGCCUUUCGAGUGAACCCUGAAAAGAGAGUGAAGCUCCGCAGUGAGGUGGAAAGUAACUACAGAUAUUGCAGGAGUUUCCUCUUGAAAUCAGACAUGUCCGUGGUAAGGACAACUUGGUUGCUGAUUGUCUCAAGGGUGGGCAGUCAAAAAGUUUUGUGUUCUGCAUUUAGCCAGUGAGUUGCCAUGGAUCACAAUUUAUUUUGAUUUUCCGUAUUGGAGAUAUGUUUGGGCUCGUUCCAAGGGGACGAGAGUUCUAGAAGCUAGUAAGUUUUAGGAAGACGAGAGUUCUAGAAGCUUGUGGGGAAAAACAUUUUUUUUCUUGUUUUUAAUUAUUGACAGUCAGGUGACACCAUGUUUAUAUUGGUGAAGUUGAAGCAUUGUAGUUGAUUAUAAUGUGAAAUGGAAGUUGUUUUCUGUUGGUUGUAAGCAUUCUCUUACGGUGUUACAGUCUUUGGUUUUUCCAUUUAUGUUUUGAAGUUUGGAUUUUAGCACGUAUAUCUCGUGAUUGGUGUCACCUCGUUAGUCAGUAUGUGUUACACCUGUGCUGUCUUGUCCAUCUCAUUAGUGGGAAGGUGUUUCACCUGAGCUGUUCCAGGUUCUAUUUAAUAAGAGUGUCUGGCCCUGUGCUCCAGUUGUCUUGAUAGAUGUGGUGAGUCAACAACAUUAGUUGCACCACCGUUUUGGUUUGUUUCUUAGUUUGUGGGUUUUUCUUUUGUUUUCCUCUUGGGCAGAUUUAGUGGGUGUCAUGGUGGGUGUCUUUUAGGUCCCAGUUGUUGUUACUAGUCAACUUUCUGUGGACACUGAGUGCAAAACUGCAAGAUUAUGUUAUAAUACUUUUAUUGCCUCAAAUGGUUGUUUUAUGCAACAGAAUAGAGGGUUCUUAUAACUAUUGUGUCUGUGUGUUCUCCUAAGGAUGGGCCUCUGGGAGAAAACACUGACCGGAGAUUUACAAUAUCUUUUGGGUGAUAAAACCUAAAGAGACCGCAUUCCAGAGCAUGAGUUAAUGUUUCUGUUCUAUAUGGUACCAGGGAGAGAACCUCAGGGCCAGACCCUGGUCUCUACACAAAGAAUACUGUUUUUACAGCAGAUAUUGUCUGCUGAGAAUAAUAAGUAUCUUUCAUACAAAUCUUAAUCUUGUGACCCGUUCUAUACAUCUGUUGUUCGUCAUGUAGGUUGAAAGGGGUGUCUUGGCUAUAAAAGACCUUUGUAUCGUGGCUCUCAACGAAUCAUCUGGGGGUGAUUCGUCGACCAGCCAUCAUUAUCGUAGAGGACUCAAUUGAUUCACUUUAUGUUUGUGUGUUGUCUUGACCUGCUCCAUUAUUAAGUGAUUAAAGAUGUAGUUUAAGAAUAA